UUCCAUAACAAGUAACAUAGCAACUCUUCAUUAUCCAUUUUUAGCUCCAAAGUAAACAGAACAAAUAAACAAAAACAACAACAUGAUGAUUAAUGAUUCAACCAUAAAGCUUUUUGGGAGAACCAUUUUUCUAACACACAACAACAUCGAUGUCUCUACCGAUGAUUCUUCCUCAGAACUUGCUUCUCGACUUCCUUAUGAAAAUUUAUCUGAUCAUAGUCUUCAUUCAUCUUUAUCUUCAACUUCUCCACUUGAAGUGAAUUCUCCAACAGAACAUGUUGCAAAGAGAUAUAAGGAAACAUCAAUCAAAGAACUAACCUCAAUGCAAGAUGAUGAGGCUUCAUUCCAAACUACAGAGGAUUCAAAAUCUCCCACAUCCUCAAGCCUUGUUGAGAACCCGAAAACGCCUUUAUCUGAGACAGAAACUUCUGAACUGAAUUCCAGUAAAAUUGAUGAACAAAGUGAUAUGUCACAAGACAAAUCUCCAAACAAACCAGACAUAAUUGUUCCAUGUCCUAGAUGCAAAAGCAUGGACACAAAAUUUUGUUACUACAACAACUACAACUUCAAACAGCCUCGACACUUCUGCAAAAACUGCCAGAGAUACUGGACUGCUGGAGGAACCACGAGAAGUAUGCUUAUAGGCGCAGGCCGUCGCAAGAACAAAAUCUCUUUUCCUUCUGAUGUCUCGCAUAAUGGUCAAAUGAGUACUACUGUCUUGGCCUUUGGAUCAGAUUCUCCAAUGAAUGUUGGAUCACAUGAAGGAACAUCUGGUAAGAGUUCUCAGAGUGUUUUUCCUCCGCAGUUUCCAUGGAACCCGACAAUGUUUUAUCCUGUGGCAUUCUAUCCCAAUAUAGCAUACUAUGGUGGUUGUUUGCCACCAUCUUGGAGUGUACAAUCUAUCUCACCACAAUCUUGUGCUCCAAGUAAUCCUUCUUUAAGGAAACACUCAAGAGAUGGAGAGAUUAUCUUUCAUUCCAACUCAAAGAAAGGAAAACUUGGCUCAGAAAAUAACAAGAUAGAAAGUAAUAAUAAUUGUGUGUUGAUCCCUAAGAUACUAAGAACAGGACUUUUCAAAGGAUUUGCAUCUAAGGGUGACGAGGAGAGUUAUGUCGUUGAAGCAUCCUCAUCAAUAUUGCAAGCUAACCCUGCAGCUUUAUCAAGGUCUCUUGUGUUCCAUGAGAGGAUUUGAUUGGUAAUAUUUAGCACUAACAACUCGGAUCGAAGGCAUGUCUGUGUCUGAUGUACAACAAGUUGCACUAUCAAUGUCAUGUCUGGUGUCAAUGUCUAUUGUAAAUUAUAGUGAGAAAGAUUCAUGAGAUUCCAAAAUGUUUCUCAAAGUAGAUCAUAGUCCAGUACAGUUAAAUUCUGCUCUAGUGCUUUUUUUUCAGAAUUAGAUGACUUUGUUGAGUAAAUAUCUUUUAUGUAAAUAUUAUGUAUAUGAGACACUGGAAAUGAAAUGAAGUUUUUGGACUGAAAUUCAAUGGUUUAGAAUAAAUAUAAGUACAAUUAGCUAUCAUAUUGAUCUCUUACUCAAAUGAAAACACAAUUUAACCCUCGAUCGCCUGUUCUACCAUAAGGCCCUCGCAGCGGAUGAGGCGGUAGAAAACAUCAAGGUUUUGU
Messenger RNA from Trifolium pratense (red clover), 1623 nucleotides. RefSeq names its product cyclic dof factor 1-like. Gene Ontology annotation, biological process: regulation of DNA-templated transcription. The record is from RefSeq and is a predicted model, not a curated record. Gene Ontology annotation, molecular function: DNA-binding transcription factor activity; DNA binding. The transcript is spliced from 2 exons. NCBI's taxonomy places the organism in Eukaryota, Viridiplantae, Streptophyta, Magnoliopsida, Fabales, Fabaceae. Bases 83 to 1192 code for a protein of 369 amino acids.